Pieris rapae (cabbage white) is the source of this 629-nucleotide messenger RNA. Its product is annotated as cuticle protein 3-like. Gene Ontology annotation, cellular component: chitin-based extracellular matrix. Gene Ontology annotation, molecular function: structural constituent of chitin-based larval cuticle. The transcript has 4 exons. The record is from RefSeq and is a predicted model, not a curated record. Bases 38 to 568 code for a protein of 176 amino acids. Lineage: Eukaryota; Metazoa; Arthropoda; Insecta; Lepidoptera; Pieridae.
GAAGCAUCAUUCGUGAAGAUAAUCCAAUACAGACAACAUGAAAUUGUUAAUCAUCGCCUCCGUCAUCGGACUGUGCGCAUGCGGCGCCAUUCCAUACAACAACUUCAACCUCCCACAGUACAACCGACAGUACUACCCGGAGAGGCCUAGGGCGUCACUCGAAAGGAACGCAGCCAUUUUAAGAUCAGUGUCAGAUGCUAACGAAAAUGGCUACCGCUUCGCUUACGACACUGAAAAUGGCAUCCAAGCUGAAGAGACCGGAGUAGAAAACAACGGAAUCCAGGCCCAAGGUGGUUACUCCUACACUGGUGACGAUGGCCAAGUCUACAGCAUCAGAUAUACCGCUGAUGCUAACGGAUUCCAGGCCCAGGGAGCUCAUAUCCCAACCGCCCCACCAAUUCCCGAAGCCAUCGCUAAGGCUUUACAGGAGAACGCCAGGGAUGAAGCCAGCGGCAUCUUCGAUGACGGUAGCUAUCAUUCCGGCAAAUACGAUUCAGGAGUUUUCGCUGCCCGGACAUACAAACCACAGCAAUAUGUCGCCCCUGCCUACAAACCUUAUCGCUUCUAAGAACACAGUGCCAUCUAUAGUAUUCUAAUUAAUUAUAUAAUAAAGUGAUAUUUUUCGAUUA